Aethina tumida (small hive beetle) is the source of this 1456-nucleotide messenger RNA. RefSeq names its product phosphate carrier protein, mitochondrial. The record is from RefSeq and is a predicted model, not a curated record. Bases 171 to 1223 code for a protein of 350 amino acids. Gene Ontology annotation, cellular component: mitochondrial inner membrane. Gene Ontology annotation, molecular function: phosphate transmembrane transporter activity. Gene Ontology annotation, biological process: mitochondrial phosphate ion transmembrane transport. The transcript is spliced from 5 exons. NCBI's taxonomy places the organism in Eukaryota, Metazoa, Arthropoda, Insecta, Coleoptera, Nitidulidae.
CUUUAGACAUCAAAAUUUGCAAAAUUGUCACUCCGGAACGGGCGGGUUUCGAUAAUCGAACCACGUGGUACCGUUUGCGCAUACCCGCAUCUGCUCCCAGUCCAACUUCAAUUCCACCUUUUGCGGUGUAGCAGCCAUAUUCGUUGCGGGAAUUCACGGACCGAAUCACGAUGUUCAGUACCCUGUUGACAAAGGCCUACUGCCAACCUGAGGCGCAGUCGCCGCCCCAGGGCAUCGUCAAGUCGCUGACGGCCGGCCGCACGAUCGCUGCCGCCUCCGUACAAACUGGCGACUCGUGCGAAUUCGCCUCCAUGAAAUACUUCGGUCUGUGCGGUCUGGCCGGUAUCCUGUCGUGCGGCAUCACCCACACCGCCGUCGUGCCCCUCGACUUGGUCAAGUGUCGUAUGCAAGUCGAUCCCGCUAAAUACAAGAACUUGAUCAACGGCUUCAAAGUUACAUUGGCCGAGGAUGGCGUCAAGGGUCUCGCUAAGGGAUGGGCGCCGACCUUCUUCGGUUACUCCGCCCAGGGGCUCUGCAAGUUCGGUCUCUAUGAAGUGUUCAAGGUCGUCUACGCUGAUGCGUUGGGCGAAGAGAACGCGUACCUGUAUCGUACAUGGUUGUACCUCGCCGCUUCGGCUUCCGCCGAAUUCUUCGCAGACAUCGCCCUGUCGCCCAUGGAGGCGGCCAAGGUCAAGAUCCAAACUACACCCGGAUUCGCAAACACCUUGAGAGAGGCGUGGCCCAGAAUCAUGCGCGAAGAAGGACUGAAUGGCUUCUACAAAUCGUUGACCCCAUUGUGGGGCCGUCAAAUCCCCUACACCAUGAUGAAGUUCGCCUGCUUCGAAAAGACCGUGGAGCUGCUCUACAAACACGUCGUUCCGAAGCCCAGGGAACAAUGCAGCAAGGGCGAACAACUGAUCGUCACCUUCGCUGCCGGUUACAUCGCCGGUGUGUUCUGCGCCAUCGUCUCACAUCCCGCCGACACCGUCGUCUCCAAACUGAACCAGGAGAAGGGAGCGACCGCCCUGGGCGUGUUCAAGAAGUUGGGAUGGUCUGGCACCUGGAAGGGACUGGGACCAAGGAUCAUUAUGAUCGGUACCCUCACCGCCUUGCAAUGGUUCAUCUACGACGCCUUCAAGGUUGCGAUGCGUAUGCCACGUCCACCACCACCAGAGAUGCCCGAAUCAUUGAAAGCCAAGCUUAAGGCCAAAGGAGAGCUGUAAUGUGUGCGAGAUUAUCAUUAAUUUAUUCCAUAUGAAAUAAAAACAAGUGAUGUUAUUUUAACGGUUCUUAAUCUGACCCUUUGUUUUUGUGUUACCAGUAUUUUUUUGCCCCUUUUACAAUCGAUCAUAAAGGUUACGAGUAAGCCAUCUGAUAUUCGUGUUGUUUUAAUAUUUAAUUUGUGUAUUUUAGACUGUACAUAGGAGAAAUAAAUAAAACACGAUUGUGAUGUUAA